This is a messenger RNA of Syngnathus typhle (broad-nosed pipefish), 739 nucleotides long. Its product is annotated as galactose-specific lectin nattectin-like. The coding region runs from base 133 to 615 and encodes 160 amino acids. The transcript is spliced from 7 exons. Lineage: Eukaryota; Metazoa; Chordata; Actinopteri; Syngnathiformes; Syngnathidae. The record is from RefSeq and is a predicted model, not a curated record.
GUAUCUGAUUUGGCACAAUCAACAUUCCGAAACUGCCAACCCAACACAUAAAAGGCAUUGUUGUUGGUGUCCGAGGCAUCGAGCAUCGCCAACUGCAAAAGUGACUUUAGAGCUCAUCUCACAACUGCAAAGAUGACAUUUGCUCUUCGCUUCUCAUUCCUCCUCUGUGCGAUCAGUGGACUCUUGACUGGAGCCUGGUCAUUAGAAAAGAUUACAUUCAAAGAUAAUAGCUGUCCCAAAGGCUGGACUCGGUUGGACUGUAACUGUUACAUCUACCAAAGUGAUGAGAGGACCUUUGCAGAUGGAGAGAGCGUCUGCAACAUUCUUGGUGGCAACCUUGUUUCCAUCCACAAUGACCUGGAAAAUGCAUUUGUUUUGGAGUUGGCUAGAGAGGGCGGUAAUGACGCGGAAUUCUGGAUUGGACUACAUGACAAUAUUCUGGAUGACGACUACAUCUGGACUGAUGGCUCAAUUAACGAUUUCCAGGGCUUUGAUGGGAGUCCUUCUUCUACAACUGAUAACUGUGUAGAGUACAACGAGGAUAAUGAAUUUUGGGAAAUUGAGGACUGCAUAGAAGAAAAUGCAUAUGUUUGCAUCAGAGAUGUGUUCCACUAAUCGCUCCUUACCAUCUUGUUUUCAGUCAAAAUUAAAUUGGCUAAUGCUUAAUCAUAAUUGAAAGAGAAAUUGGAAUGUCAAUGUGCAUCUUUCUGGUAAAUAAAGGGAUCUUUCUGCAUCAAAA